AGCAGCUUGGAAAGAGAGAGAGUGGCGGCGACCGAUGAGUCUGCGGCACGAAAACCUUCAUCAUACAACCACAAAAAAGACGAAAAACCCACCGAGGAAGGCCGCACGGAAACCCGCUGCUCCUGGGAGAUGACAUAAACGCAACAUGGACUACGCUAGAGAGGAAGCUUAGCUGGAAGGGCGGACAUUUUAAGUCAACCGGGCUCGCUUUCGGAACAUCUGUAGAGCAUAAUGUGGCCAUCCGCUAUCCUCCCACCGAGGUCGAGUUAACGCUAUUUUAGCCGUUUACUCCCGUUUUCGUUUAAAAGCCCAGCUAAUUCCUUUAGCCCUAGCUUGUGAGGAGCGGUGAAGUCAUUGAAAAGGGGAAAGGCGAUUUAAUCAUCUCCGUAACGACAAGGAAAAUCCGCUUUCUCACUCGGACUCGCCCUGCCCUGCCCCCCUCUCCCCUCUUCCCCCACCACAACCCGCGUUUACAUGCUGUGUUCCCCCUGAAGUGAUCGCUCCUCAACCCCCCCAUCUACCCAACCCAGCUGGGCUAUUAUCCGCCGUCGAGGAUGCCGGAUCAGAUAUCGGUAUCCGAGUUCCUCUCGGAGACCACCGAGGAUUACAAUUCGCCCACCACGUCCAGCUUCACCACCCGGCUGCAAAGCUGCAGGAACACCGUCAACGUUCUGGAGGAGGCAUUGGAUCAGGACAGGACUUCGCUGCAGAAGGUGAAGAAAUCCGUCAAGGCCAUCUACAAUUCGGGACAAGAUCACGUCCAAAAUGAGGAAAACUACGCCCAGGCUCUGGACAAAUUCGGCAGCAACUUCAUCAGCCGGGACAAUCCCGACCUGGGCACGGCCUUCGUCAAGUUUUCCUCACUCACCAAAGAGCUGUCGGCCCUACUGAAGAACCUGCUCCAAAGCCUGAGCCACAAUGUGAUCUUCACCUUGGACUCGCUGCUCAAGGGAGACUUGAAGGGCGUGAAAGGGGACAUAAAGAAGCCCUUCGACAAGGCGUGGAAGGACUAUGAAGCCAAAUUCACCAAAAUUGAGAAGGAGAAACGGGAGCACGCCAAGCAACACGGGAUGAUCCGCACUGAGAUCACCGGAGCUGAAAUCGCUGAGGAGAUGGAAAAGGAGCGUCGACUCUUCCAGCUCCAGAUGUGCGAGUACCUCAUCAAAGUGAACGAGAUCAAGACCAAGAAAGGGGUGGAUCUCCUCCAGAACCUGAUUAAGUAUUACCAUGCGCAGUGCAAUUUCUUCCAGGACGGCUUGAAGACAGCCGACAAACUGAAGCAGUACAUCGAGAAGCUAGCAGCCGACCUCUACAACAUCAAACAAACCCAGGACGAAGAAAAGAAGCAGCUAACCGCCUUGCGCGACCUCAUCAAAUCUUCCCUCCAACUGGACCAGAAAGAGGACUCCCAGAGUAAGCAAGGCGGCUACAGCAUGCAUCAGCUACAAGGCAACAAAGAGUUCGGAAGCGAGAAGAAAGGAUACUUGCUGAAGAAGAGCGACGGGCUGAGAAAGGUGUGGCAGCGAAGGCAGUGCUCGGUGAAGGGGGGCAUCCUCACCAUCUCUCACGCCACAUCCAACAGGCAACCUGUGAAACUCAACCUUCUCACCUGCCAAGUGAAACCUAGUGCUGAGGACCGAAAGUGUUUUGACCUCAUUUCUCAUAACCGGACGUAUCAUUUCCAAGCUGAGGACGAGCAAGAAUUUGUCAUCUGGAUUUCAGUGCUGACAAACAGCAAGGAGGAAGCUCUGAAUAUGGCGUUCCGUGGCGAGCAGAGCAGCGGCGGCGAGGACGGCCUGGAGGACUUGACCAAAGCCAUCAUUGAGGACGUGCUGCGCAUGCCGGGCAACGAGCUCUGCUGUGACUGUGGCGCCGCAGAUCCAAAAUGGCUGUCUACCAACUUGGGCAUCCUCACCUGCAUCGAGUGCUCCGGAAUCCACCGGGAAAUGGGCGUGCACAUCUCCCGCAUCCAGUCCAUGGAGCUGGACAAGCUUGGAACUUCAGAACUCUUGCUGGCCAAGAACGUUGGGAACAGCAGCUUCAAUGAAAUCAUGGAAGGGAACCUACCUUCCCCUUCACCUAAGCCCACCCCUUCCAGUGACAUGACGGUGAGGAAGGAGUUCAUUAACGCCAAGUACGUGGACCACAAGUACGCCAGGAAGACGUGCUCGUCGGCGGCCGCCAAGAUGAUCGAGUUGUACGAAGCCGUCAGGUCACGCGACCUGCUGGCACUCAUCCAGGUUUACGCUGAGGGGGUGGAGCUUAUGGAACCGCUGCCAGAGGCGGGGCCGGAAGCAGGCGAAACAGCACUGCACUACUCAGUCCGGACGGCCGACCAGACCUCACUACACCUUGUCGACUUCCUGGUACAAAACAGUGGCAACCUGGACAAGCAGACUGAAUGGGGCAACACGGCCCUCCAUUACUGCUGCAUGUACGAGAAGCCCGAGUGCCUCAAGUUGCUCCUCAGGGGCAAACCGGCCACCGACAUCACUAAUCAGAACGGCGAGACCGCGCUGGACGUCGCCAGGCGUCUGAGGAACGCUCCGUGCGAGGAAGCGUUGGUUCAAGCGGCCGAGGGGAAAUUCAACCCUCACAUCCACGUGGAGUACGAGUGGAGCCUACGCUUGGAGGAAAUGGAUGAAAGCGACGACGACCUGGACGAUAAACCCAGUCCCAUCAAGAAGGACCGGUCGCCACGACCGCAGAGCUUCUGCCACUCGUCCAGCCUGUCGCCGCACGACAAGCUGUCGCUGCCGGGCUUCAUCAGCCAGCGCGACAAGCAGCAGCGUCUCUCCUACAGCGCCUUCACCAACCAGAUGUACAGCGCCUCCACCGACCUCACGUCCUCGCCCGUGGCCGACGGACCCCCGCUGCCGCCUAGGAACCAGGGAAAAGCUCCUCCGACCCCGUGCAGCCCCACCUCUCCACUCUCGGCGGGAGGCAGCGCCACCCUGUCCAAGAAGAGGCCGCCGCCCCCGCCGCCCGGCCACAAACGCACCCUGUCCGACCCGCCCAGCCCGCUCUGUCACGGCAGAGGCGGCCUGUCCGGGGGAAGCGACUCCACGCCGCCUCCUGUCAACAAGAUGUCGCCCGUCUCCAACAAGUUUGAAGGCAUUCCGCAGCAGCAAAGUACGACUUCAAGCAACACAAAGUCCACACUUGGUCCAAGGGUUCUUCCCAAACUACCUCAGAAAGUGGCAUUGCGCAAGAUCGACACCAUCCACCACCCCUCGGUGGACAAAGCCGGCCUCCCUCCGGAGGUCUUCCAGAAGUCGCCGCCGGGCACGGACGGCCCGCAGAAGGCAGCAGCCCCGGAGCGGCCCCAGCCGGGCGACCCGCCCCCCAAGCCCCAGCCGUCCGAGCUGCCCCCCAAGCCGGGGGAGCUCCCGCCCAAGCCGCAGCUGUCAGAGCUGCCGCCUAAACCGCUGCUGGGCGACCUGCCGCCCAAACCGCAGCUCAAAGACCUGCCGCCCAAGCCGCACCUAGGCGAAGCGCCGCCCAGGCCAGGGCCCAGCGAGUCGGCACCGCGCCCGCCGGGGGAGGCGCCGGCCAGGCCUCAGACGCAGCCGCCACCGCCGCCGUCUCAACCGCAGCCGCCGGACUCGCCUUCGCCUGGUCUGCCAGGGCCCCCGCCUCCGCUCCAACAAGUGGCCGAGGACUCUGACGGGACGCCGCCCGGGACGUCUGAGACCCCCGUGCCCCUCCCCAGGAAAAUCAAUGCGGGUAAAAGCAAGGCGCGUCGCGUGAAGACCAUCUACGACUGCCAAGCGGACAACGACGACGAACUAACCUUCGCCGAGGGCGAGGUCAUCAUCGUCACGGGCGAGGAGGACCAGGAGUGGUGGAUCGGUCACAUUGAAGGCGAACCCGACCGCAAGGGCGUGUUCCCCAUGUCCUUCGUGCACAUCCUCAGCGACUGACCCCCAACCACCUCCCUCAUUCCAAACCUUUGCACUACACCUCCGUGUAAAUUAACAACAACUCCGCUCACGUAAAAAGUCCAAAAAAGACGCGUCCGUGCUGUACAAAGAAUGUGCGUAACCAUCCCUUAUCCCUCCCGCCAGUAUUACUUCCCCGCCUAUAUUCAAAAACAAGCUCCCAGCACUUAGCUCUGUGUGUGUAUAUACGUCUGUAAAUAUAUUUGUGCGUCGGCUGUACAUACAUGUUUUCCUGUACAAACAAAAAAACAUGCUAUGGCACAUUUUAUCCGUAAAGCUCCCACCCGGCUUGCUUUGUGUGUACUCGUGUUGUUUUCCGGUAGAGCGAGCCAAGCUGCUGCUGCUGCUAACGAUAGCCUGUGGUGGAAUCUCCCAUGUUUACUUGAUUUCCCGACUGGAACGCUCACCUCAGGGUCAGAAGAGCCACUAAAGAAACACAAAGGCACCCCCGAGCCACUAUUGUUGUUAUUAUUAAGCAGUAUUUGACAAAGAUCAGCAAUAAGCGGGGUGGCCAUUUUCCCUAAUUUGCGGAGAGAAGCUUGUACAUGAAAUAUGGAGAAGCUGAGAUUGUGAUGUUGUCACCCGCUCCUCACUCACUUGCAGUUCGUCCCGUUGUUUAGGAACCAAAAAAAAAACUGAAAAACAACCCAUUGUAUCAUUAAAGUGCUGUACUUCAACGUCAA
Corythoichthys intestinalis (scribbled pipefish) is the source of this 4624-nucleotide messenger RNA. It is a transcript of the gene asap1b, whose product is annotated as ArfGAP with SH3 domain, ankyrin repeat and PH domain 1b. Gene Ontology annotation, biological process: positive regulation of GTPase activity. Gene Ontology annotation, cellular component: cytoplasm. The transcript has 27 exons. Bases 555 to 3923 code for a protein of 1122 amino acids. The record is from RefSeq and is a predicted model, not a curated record. Gene Ontology annotation, molecular function: GTPase activator activity; protein binding. NCBI's taxonomy places the organism in Eukaryota, Metazoa, Chordata, Actinopteri, Syngnathiformes, Syngnathidae.